AUUUACGAUUUAUUGUCAUUCGCAAAUCGUACGAUUGCGAAACGGUGUGCCGUAAGUGUCGCGAGUGAGUUCGGGCAAUCGGUAACGCGUAAACGCGUCGGAAUUCUCAGUCGCGCGAAAUCGGUCUCAUUGUCGGGAUUAUCGGCGUUGGCCGACAUCUUGUACUCGCAUCAUCGCGUUUGUUUCGUGAAGUACGUGUUUCGGGAGUGUGUUACUGCGUGCAUAAGUUACUACGUAUAACGUAUAACGAUGGCGAUUGAUUGGUUAGGAGAUUCGCGAUACAACGAGAGUCGCUGCAUUAAUUUCGCGUUGUCGCAAAAUCCGCCAACAAAAACAACCGCCAUUACUACCCCUGCAUUCCCGCUUUCCCGCUUUCCGAGAAGAGUGACUUGCGCGUAAUGGUAUCAACGGUCACAAGUGCUGAAUAAAGUAUGUCUUGCAUCAAUUCAACAGAAACGACAUCGUCGCCGGUGAGAAUCCUUAAUGAGACAACUGAUUGCAUCACAUCAGAAUUACAACGAUUGGUCGGCGGAUGGACGUGCCAGCCGCUGGAAAGUCCGAAUUCGGAGGAAAAUACGAAGAAGCCGGUAAAUACUGCGGUCGUCGUCGUUAUCGCCGCGGGCGGCGCAGAAGGGCAAGCGUGUUGACAAAAGUCGGCCGAUUCGCAAGAAGGAAGAAGGAAAGGAAGAAGCGGACGGCGACGCGCAAGAUCAAUUUACCACCGCGAUCUCCGUUGAGACGAACGAAGGAGAGAGGGAAAGACAAAGAAGGAGAGUAUCUUUCAGUGGGAGAAACGACUUGGGAAGGGGAAAGUUUCAAUUCGUCAUCGGAAACGUAAAACCACGCAAGGUCACGUGAACGUCCCCAUCACCGGUGAUCGUAAUACAGUGAUCGCGAGUUUCAUUCAUUCAUCAGAGGCACGCGAACAUUGCAAGAAGACGCGAGACGAUCGAUCAUGGUGACGCACUAUAUUCUUUGAAGAAAUUGUACGAUUACUUUUCUCUUCACAUUUUUCAAGUCUCGAGAAACCAUCUCGAAGAGACGCAAAGCCGACGAGUAUUUAUAUUUUGAAUAUUUUACGCUUCGCAAAUACCUCGAAAGAAACAAGAUUGUCUGGCGAGUGUUUCGAAGAGACUGAGAAAUUCAAUGGUCUACAGCGACUAUUCCGUGCUUUAAUCGUCGUGCAGCAGAUUCUGACUCAUCCGGUCGAAUUUUCACUGCCGCGAGUUUCGCAGAUAUCCUGAAGAGACUCGAGAGAUCAGCCGGUGGAAUCUUGAUCUGCUCUACUUGGUGCGCUUCGAUUAUCCCGAAGAGAGAUUCCAAAUCGCUUCAGUGGAAUCAUUAUCUUCGCUACUUCGUGCGAAUAUUCCGCGAAUAUUCCGGAGGGGCUCAGAAAACCGUCGAUACUAGAACAGCAUCGCGGUCCGUGAUCUCGAGGGGAAAUUCGGUCACGAUACAGUGCUUCGGUUUCCGGUUUAUUGUCGAAUUCGUGAAACUCCCUCGGCCAUAGAGAACAUCGAAACGAUCUCUCGCGAGUGUUUCAUCGCCAAUAUUCCUUCUUUUUUCGGACAAAUGUGCCCUGUCGAGAACAUGAUGCGCCACAUCGCCAUCGCUAUCCUGCUCGCCGUGCUCGCCAGUGGAGCGCCGAGAUCAUCGAUCAUCUACGCGGACGACAGAGUGCAAAAUUAUCUUAUGAAGUUCGGUUACUUACCUCAGAGUGACUUUGAAACAGGAAAUUUACGGACGGAGGAUCAACUCAGAGAUGCUAUAAGAAAUCUGCAGAAAUUCGGCGGCAUUCCUGUGACAGGCGAGAUCGAUGAAAAGACGAAGAAAUUGAUGAAAGCCAGGAGAUGCGGACUGCCGGAUCAGCCGGAUCCCCGAUUGACCAGGACGAGGCAUAAGCGUUUCACUAUUCACGGACAGCAGUGGCCGUAUCGAAAUCUCACCUGGAGUCUGAGAUCCGAGCAACCCAGUGGUCUUGACACAGGCGGGGUCCGGUUGGAGCUGAGCAAGGCCCUCGAUCUCUGGGCCAGGAAUUCCAGACUUACUUUCCAAGAGGUUAACAGCGACCGCGCCGAUAUCUUGGUCUACUUUCAUCGGGGUUAUCACGGAGAUGGAUAUCCGUUCGAUGGCAGAGGUCAGAUCCUGGCGCACGCGUUCUUCCCGGGCAAAGAUCGCGGCGGGGACGCUCACUUUGACGAAGAGGAGAUAUGGUUGCUGGACGACGAUAGCAAUGAGGAAGGCACCAGCUUGUUUGCGGUGGCCGCUCAUGAAUUUGGCCAUUCUCUGGGACUAGCGCACAGUUCGGUUCAAGGUGCUCUUAUGUAUCCUUGGUAUCAAGGAUUAAGUCCCAACUACGAGCUGCCAGAGGACGACCGGCAUGGGAUUCAGCAGAUGUACGGCGCUCCCGAGGACAAGCUCUGGGGCAAUAUACCAGGUGGCCCGCUACCACCGGAACGACCGUCACCGCCAACUCCUACGACUACGAUUAGGACGACGACGACGACGACGACGGCGAGAACGAGGACAACGUACAGGCCAUGGAGGACAAGGCCCACCAGACCGAAUCAUUAUCCGGACGACGGUAGACCCCGACAACCGGGUCGAUAUCCCGAGAGGCAGAAACCGGAUUAUCGGCAGCACAAAACUCAUCGGCAUCACACGACAUGGUCGACGACAACGACGACAACAAUGAGGCCCACACCGAGAUUCAGACACCGAUGGACCCCACCGCAGCGGGACGACGUGCCUGACAAGUGUGACACCAGCUAUGACGCCAUCAGCAUCAUCCGCAGGGAGGUCUUUGUUUUCAAAGGACGAUAUCUGUGGCGAAUAGGCGAUUUCGGGAUUUAUGAGGGAUAUCCGGCAGAGAUUAUUAGGCUAUUUAACUUGCCACCAAAUAUUGAUCACGUGGACGCCGUGUAUGAGCGGCCAGACAAGAAAAUAGUCUUCUUCAUCGGCCGCGAGUACUACGUCUUCAACGCUAAUAAUUUGGAGCCGGGCUAUCCGAAGCCAUUAACGAAUCUAGGAUUACCGCUAGCUCUGGAGAAGAUUGACGGCGCCAUGGUGUGGGGCCACAACGGCAGGACCUAUUUCUUUAGCGGCUCUAUGUACUGGAGGUUCGAUGAAUCUAUCAAUUACGUGGAACUCGAUUAUCCCAGAGAAAUGAGCAUGGCGUUCACUGGCGUUGGAAACGACAUUGAUGCCGUUUUCCAGUGGAAAGAUGGCAAAACAUAUUUCUUCAAGGGCAAAGGCUUUUGGGAGUUCGAUGAUCUCACGAUGAGGGUAGCGCAUGAGAAGCAGAAACUCUCGGCGCCAGUCUGGAUGGGCUGCCCGCCGCCGGAAGUGGAGACCAAUGAUAUUGAGACCAAUCUACCCAGGAAGUCGAAGAUUGUCUCUGCUUCUGCCACCGUAAAUGCGGAAAGUACUAUGCUGCUACUCGUAAUAAUCGUCACGAGCUUCAUCGCGAGGAUAAUGUACGUGUAAAAACAAAAUUAUCACUGUAACUACGCGCAAUGAGGAGCAUUUCAUAAUUUACACAGGGAUUUCACGUGCAAACAGCAAAAGUCAGAUUUUCACAGUGGACCGUCAGUGGAUUUGGCAAAGGCACAUAGUAAAAGAACAUGUUGUUUGCGUGUUGAAUGAAGAUUCAAAGGAAUCUUAUGUCACACACAUUUGUAUCUACGAACUUGAUCUCUUCGCUAAUCCUCCCGAUGGAAGAAACGUGGUUUGAAGCUCUGAGAUUGUUGAUAUCGGCCUACAUCACGGAAUUCCCCCUCCAUAUUUUCGAGAGGAGGAUAUAUCGUAUUUGAUAAUCGUAAAGAUCGAUUAUAAAAAUUUUGAGGUACAAUAUUACGAAGAAAGAAUUGAAUUUUUUCCAUAAAUAUUCUCCACUUUCAUAAAACCGCUCUUUACUUUGGAUAAAACUAUAUUGAUAUAAGAGAAUAUAAUCUUCUCUCUCACGAAAAAAAGUGACUUAAGUCCAUAUCAUGAAUUUUAACAAAAAUAGUACCACUGUGCCGCACGGAAGCAUAUUUUUGUACACUGCCUCUUUACACGGCCGCAUUUACAUGUGAAAUAAUUAACUUAAGAAGUAAUUUAUAGCGCUGAACGAGCGACGAGUCCCCGAACAAAAGCGAGAGUCCUUGAAGACGUUUCACAGACAAUCUUGCGAUCCUAGCAAUUGCAAACUGCCACUGCCAAAAAUCCAUCCAACAUUUUUCGAUGUUUCUUUACAGAGGUUUUUUAAUCGAGAGGAGUGUUCUCGCGUUGUAUAUCUUUCUCAAGGACCGUCACUGAAAAAGAACCCUACGAUCGUCCGUAAAUCGCAAUGCAAUUUUUACUUGGAAUCGAAUCGGCAAACUCUAGGCAAUAAAGUAAUCGAUUCCGACAGACUACGUAUUUUAUAUAAAUAUUGUAAUAAUUAUUAAUACCGCAUAAUUUAGUAAAAAAGGACACGAGCAAGACGCAGUGUCGCCAGUUUUGUAAACUGUGAUAUUUAUAUACCGCGCGAUCAAGUAGUUAGUAUAAUGUCAAAAGAAAUAGCACAAAAUCAAUUUCGCAGAUUUUUAUACAGGGGUGUUUCUGAGAUAUUGACACGAGCUUUGCAGACGUAUUUCAUCUUAACACCAACGUGUACGAUUUCCAAAUUGCAUGGACUUUUAUUUCUAAAUUUCGACGCUUAACAGUCGAGACUCCAAUUCGUAAAAAGUAAAAAAUAAAAACUGACUACUAAGCCAAUUUUUGCAAAAAAAAAAUUGGUCUUUGAUUAAUCUUGAAAUAGGCUUGCAAAGUUUGUUCACGUUCCGAAUGUACACACACUCGCGUAUAUACAUGUUAUAUAUAAUUAUAUGAGUAUAUUAUAUAGUCGCGCAUAUCGCAGAAUGUACUGUGUCAGUGAAAUGCGCAGCAUUGAGACGGAGACGAACGAUAUGAUAUUAUAUUUCUGUUAUCGAUUAACGACGACUCAAUUUUUGUUCUUCCGAUUGAGUAAUUGUUGUUGAGAAACGCAUCGGGACAAUACAUCUCGCUCAUACCGAACGAACGAAGCGAGAAAGCUCCCUUCGUUUAUUCCAAACUUAAGGGAAAAGUUAGCGUAAUAUUGCUGAUUAUAUGCUAUACGUAUUUUAUAUAUGUAAGUUCGUGCUUUAUAUGUGUAUAUACGGAAAUAAAGUGAUUUCGCGUGCGCGCGAACACAUGCCCAACGCAA
Molecule: messenger RNA, 5209 nt
Organism: Linepithema humile (Argentine ant)
Lineage: Eukaryota; Metazoa; Arthropoda; Insecta; Hymenoptera; Formicidae
Gene: Mmp2
Product: Matrix metalloproteinase 2
Biological process (GO): collagen catabolic process; proteolysis; extracellular matrix organization
Cellular component (GO): extracellular matrix
Molecular function (GO): zinc ion binding; metalloendopeptidase activity
Source: RefSeq, a predicted model, not a curated record